Messenger RNA from Saxophila tyrrhenica, 2187 nucleotides. RefSeq lists its product as uncharacterized. Gene Ontology annotation, molecular function: zinc ion binding; RNA polymerase II cis-regulatory region sequence-specific DNA binding; DNA-binding transcription factor activity, RNA polymerase II-specific. The coding region runs from base 1 to 2187 and encodes 728 amino acids. Gene Ontology annotation, biological process: regulation of transcription by RNA polymerase II; DNA-templated transcription. NCBI's taxonomy places the organism in Eukaryota, Fungi, Ascomycota, Dothideomycetes, Mycosphaerellales, Extremaceae. The record is from RefSeq and is a predicted model, not a curated record. The transcript has 2 exons. Gene Ontology annotation, cellular component: chromatin.
AUGCGAAUGCGGACUGUUGCCGACUACGCACCCAAGGCUGAGAAUGGGAAGCAAAGGCGCAAACGUAGGAAGCUGGGUUCUGAGAGUCCCGCUCUCGAAAGCAUUGCCGAACCUCCACCGGACGUCUCAUUACCCCAUGUCGAAGCGUCACUCGUGUCGGACAGCUCAAGCCAACUGCCAGAUGAUAAUCCAGAUCUCUCGGAAGCCCCGCAGGAAGCACUUCAGUCGCUACAUCAGGGACCACAUAUGGACUUGCCCGAUGCUUACGCAUUCGACUGGGAGCUGACUGACGUUGACCUCGUGAAUCUGUUCAACAGCACCGGCGAAGCAGAGCCUCUCCAUUUCUGGGAUCCUUGGGCUCUACCAUUUCCUGGCUACAAUGAUGCACCAAUUGUUGUCCCUAACAUGGACAAUUCAGCCUACGUCGGACAGCCUGCCGCUACUGACUUACGUGGGCCUGCUCACGAAUGUCGACCUAAUCCAGGAAUGUCUGAUACGUACGCAGUUGAUGGUAGCAGCUUCGGCGUUCUGGAAGAAUCGCGCCGUAGUGAGCCAAGCGGCGAAGGAUAUUCAGGUGAACUUCAUGAAGCUGCGGUUCUACUUGGUGAAAGCUACGACAUAGUGAAGGCCAGAAUCGAGCCGUUGCUCGGGCAGGUCAACUGUCCUCCAUACCGCGUCCUCAAGCGAUGGUUGGAAGCUUAUUUCCGAGGGUUUCAUCCACACAUGCCAUUUCUGCACAUACCUACAUUGAAACUGGAAUUUUUGGAGCCGUCCGUUGUGUUGGCAAUCCUCUCGAUUGGUGCCCUCUACUGCCUGGAACGCGACCGGGCGUGGGCCUUCUACCAGGCCUCUUGUGCUGCGGUGCAGAUAGCGAUCAAGUCAAGGAAUCCAUCAAGUGGCGGAGAAGACCUGCAAACAUUGCAGUGUCUUCUGCUAAACGUCUCCUUUGCGGCCUGGAGUGGUGACUGUCGGACGUUUGAAGAAAGCCAAGGAGAUGCGUCAAGACUUGUCAUCAUGCUACACAACGAAGCGCAGCGCAGAGAGUCCGGGAACGACCACUUCAAAGCGCCAUCGACGGCCGGUUCGUGGAUUGAGUUCAUUCAACUGGAAACUUUCCGCCGCCUCUACUUCUGCGUGUUUGCGCUUGGCCUCACCAUCACAGAAGUGUAUGGCGUCUCCGCACCAAUAAUUCUAGCUGAUUGUGCAAUAGCUUUGCCGAGCAGUGAAGCAGAGUGGACUGCAUCGUCAGAACAAAGAUGGUGUCAGUUCUACUCCGCUAACCAUGUGGCCACGCCCAACUUCAGAACAGCGUUAACUGCCUACUUAUCGUGCACGGACGAGAGCGCGAAAGAUGCACAGUUGAUAGCUCCGUGCUACAGCUCCCUCGGCGGGCAUGUCCUCAUACUCAGCAUUUUCAUGCAGACAUAUCAUUUGUCGGUAGCGAAGCGUUCACAGAAUCCUCGCACGAUUUUCCACGCGGAUGAAGUGGUCAUAACUCAGGAUCUUGACAUCAGCGAAGCACCCAGUGCGUUCAAAGAGCAGUUCCUCGACAAAUCUCAGAUCACGAAUUUGAAGAGAGCCCUGAAGCGGUGGCAGUCAGGAUGGAGACUUAAUUCAGAAGCAAUGAUGUCGCCCACGAAUCCAUGCGGUCCCAUCAGCUUCAACUCUACGACGCAUUUCCGGGUGACAAAUCUACGGCUAUACAGCGACUUCACCAGCGUCCGGCGAGCUUUGAGAACACAAGAUGCCCACAGGGUCUUCCAGGCCAUUGCUGGCAUCAGCGGAUCUCCUAUACAACGCACCGCCGAUAUGACAGAGACGACUUAUCCUGCUAUCGCUGCUUUGCAAAUACCAAUUCGGACAGGCGUGCGUGUGUUCGCUCAUACGGCAAGCUUGACUUGGUCCAUUGAGCACUUCCUCACUGGGUUCGAGUGCGCGCUGUUCUUGGCCUUCUAUCUGCUGUCCUUGGAAAGAGAUGCCGACAGCGAUUUAUCGGACGAAGAAGUAGAAAUGCAAGAGCUAGUCAGCAACCUCAUUGACGAGAGCGGCGAAGAAUGCGUGCGCUCGCAUGGUGGGCGCGCGAUUCUCUCGGUGUCUGUUCUGAGACUAUGGGCAUCCAUCUUCAACAACGUCUGCGUCUGGGGAGGUGAGUCUCCGUUCCGCAACGGCAAUCUCUACCUUGGCUGA